AUGUUUAAUAGAAGCGAUGAGUUCUUAUUACUUGAUGAUAACAACGAAAUGUUACCUAGAAGAAAUAUUUUCUUGACUGUGCUUCUGUGCCUGGUGUUCUACUACAUUAUUCUGUACGACAUAUAUGCCCUGGAGAAAUGUACACUUAUCAAGCUUAGUCAGCUUGCACUGAUGACAAUAAACAUGAUUUCGCUGUUUAUCAUCCUGCGGAUCGAUUCAGGCCAGGCCCAUUCAGAGAACGAUAACAGACCAAGCAGUAUAAAUUUCGUGAGAGACAAUGUCCUGUACACCAGAAAGAUACCCGUACAGCGGGGCACCACUUUCAGCAGCUCGUUCUACAACGACGAUUACUGCGAGAAAUGCCUCGUACUACAGAGAGAUUUCAUAACACACUGCAGAUUCUGUGAUAUGUGCCUGGUAAACAGGGACCACCACUGUGCAUGGUUCAACAAGUGUAUUGCAGAAAACAAUUUCAACAUUUUUCUCGGUUUUAUUUUGUCUAUGACGUUUUCUGCAUUCUUGAUAGUGAGCGACACCUUUAAAAUAUUUUCUGCAAAGAUUCUCAUCAAGCUAAACACUUUCAAGAUCGUAGUAGUAAUUGUUGUUAUGCUUGCAAGCAUGUCCUUAUUCGUUUUAUCGGCUAUUCUGUCCCUCCAGUACCUGUUGUCGCUCGUUCUGGGAAUCAGUACCAAGAAGCUGUUAAACGGUGAGUGGGAAUGGACAUCAAUACGAUUUUUUAGGGGCAUCAGGCGUAAAAAAAUGCUUGAGGUCGUUGAUAUUGACGAAUAA
Vavraia culicis subsp. floridensis is the source of this 789-nucleotide messenger RNA. RefSeq lists its product as uncharacterized. The coding region runs from base 1 to 789 and encodes 262 amino acids. Gene Ontology annotation, cellular component: Golgi apparatus; endoplasmic reticulum. Gene Ontology annotation, biological process: protein targeting to membrane; peptidyl-L-cysteine S-palmitoylation. Lineage: Eukaryota; Fungi; Microsporidia; Pleistophoridae. The transcript has a single exon. The record is from RefSeq and is a predicted model, not a curated record. Gene Ontology annotation, molecular function: protein-cysteine S-palmitoyltransferase activity.